Messenger RNA from Moneuplotes crassus, 1099 nucleotides. NCBI's taxonomy places the organism in Eukaryota, Ciliophora, Spirotrichea, Euplotida, Euplotidae. The record is from the annotation of a GenBank genome assembly.
UAUGAGUUAUGCUACUGACCAUCUAGCUUGGCAGCAAAGAGUUUUCCAUGAAGAUAAAGCUACCGAUGCUUUCAACAAAAGCAAAUAAACUGGUGAAUCCAACUGAAAGUUUUUAUAAAGAAUGGACAAAGAAAAACUUUGUUACCACUAAUGAGAGACUACAUCCAUCCAUUAAGAGAAUAUGUAGCAAGAAGUUCUUUAGAAAUAGGAAUCUGAUGUCCAAUAAGCAUGAAAAAGAUAUUGAUCAGAACAGUUUAAGUUUCACUUUAAAGCCGCCAUCAAAUCCGAAACCACCUCCUUUCUUCGACCAGGUGUACUUAGGAAGAACAAGGCUGACUAGGAUCAUCUCUGAAAGAUCAAGUUCUGUUGGAGGUGGCAAUCCUUACUCGGGAAAGCCCAAUGAUGACGCUUUAAGCUAUAUGGAAUAUAAAAAUAAUAUUCAGAUGAACAAAUCCUUUAGUGGCAUCAGUAACAGGACAGUUUAUAGCAGAGAGUCUGUAAAAGAGAAGAAUCAACAGAAAAGUCUAUAUGCUGAGCCCAGUGACAAGUUAAUUAAGAACACAACUUCAAAUUUAACUAAGAAGAACUUAAAGAAAUUAUCCAAAGGAAGGAACUUAGUAAAGAUUUGAAGUUCACAAAGCCAAGCCCGUUCGAAACAAAGGAGGCUUGAUAAGCUCAGGCUAAAGUACGCACAUAUGCUGAAGCAGGAUAAAGCUUUAGCUCAGAAUACCAUUAAAAUCGUAGAUAAUAAUCCUACUGAAAAAGAAAUCACCAAAGAAGAGGUUGGAUCAAACCCAUCAUGAACAAAAGAAGAAGGAGGGAAAGAAGAACACGAGAACAGAAAUGAAGAUAAUGAUGAAGAUGAUAAAUCAGAAGGAUCUGAGAAAAAUGAGCAAAUAGAAGAAGAUCAAGCAUCAGAAAAUCUUUCAAAAGCUACAAAAGAGAGCAAACUUGACCUGAUCCUUCAUCAGUUACGAGAAGAAAGGCAGAAACGGAAGGAGCUAGAGAGUGUAGUGCAAGAACUCCUGUCUCGUAGUGGCAUAAGUAGAGAGCAGCUCAACCUUGAUCAUUAGAUCACCAUUUAGACUCAUAGAUUAAG